UGGCCAUGGCGUCGGCGGAUCGGCCAAUGGAGAACGGCUUCCAUUCUGCCGUGCUUCAAAAUUGACGAGGCGACGGAAGGAAGACUGUGAAGACAGGCGUCUCUGAAGGCGUCUUGAAUUAACGAGGAAAAUGGCGUUAUCUUGCGCGAUUUCCAAUGAGGUACCGGAGCAUCCAGUGAUAUCUCCUGCCUCUGGGUCAAUAUUUGAGAGACGUCUCAUAGAAAAGUAUAUAUCUGAAAAUGGGGUAGAUCCUAUUAAUGGCAAAGAACUCACUAUUGAGCAGCUCAUUGAUAUAAAAGCGACUCCAAUUGUCAAGCCCAAGCCACCUAGUGCGACUUCUAUUCCAGCAAUAUUGAAAAUUAUGCAAGAUGAAUGGGAUGCAGUUAUGUUACAUUCAUUUACGUUACGACAACAACUCCAGACUGCGAGGCAGGAGCUGUCUCAUGCCUUGUAUCAGCAUGAUGCGGCUUGUCGUGUGAUUGCUAGGCUGACUAAAGAAGUCACUGCUGCCAGAGAGGCGCUGGCCACUCUCAAACCACAAGCUGGAAUUGUCCAGGCUACUACAAUCCCGCAGCCUGCUGUGGCAGUAGAGGCUGGUGGCACAGCAGCUCAACCUAUGGAACAGGCUGGUAUCACUGAAGAUGUAAUACAGAAACUUCAAGAACGAGCAACCGUUCUUACUCAAGAGCGAAAACGACGUGGACGCUCAGUACCGGAAGAUCUUAUGCCUCAGGACAGUAUCCGGUCAUUCCAGACCCUUGCAUCACAUCCCGGACUUCAUUCUGCCAGUGUGCCUGGAAUUCUGGCGCUUGAUAUUCACAGUGCUGAUACCAGCAAGAUUUUAACAGGUGGUGCCGACAAGAAUGCCACUGUUUUCAACAAGGAUACCGAACAAGUGGUGGCAAUCCUCAAAGGUCACACGAAAAAAGUUACACGAGUUAUUUAUCAUCCAGAGGAAGAUGUAGUGAUGACUGCAUCACCCGAUGCUACAAUUCGCGUGUGGAAUGUUGGUACCAGUCAAACGACAUUGUUAUUAAAAGCUCAUGAUGCACCUGUGACCGGAUUGUCUCUACAUCCAACCGGCGAUUAUUUACUAAGCUCCUCCCUGGAUCAGCAUUGGGCCUUUUCAGAUAUACGUACUGGCAGAUUACUGACUAAAGUUGCAGGACAAGCAGGACAACCACUGACAACGGCACAAUUUCAUCCUGACGGUUUAAUCUUUGGCACUGGUACAGCGGACUCUCAGGUGAAGAUCUGGGAUUUGAAAGAACAAUCUAAUGUUGCGAACUUUCCGGGACAUACGGGUGUAAUCACAGCCAUUAGUUUCUCUGAGAAUGGAUAUUACUUGGCGACAGCUGCGGAAGAUUCUUGCGUCAAACUUUGGGAUUUGCGCAAGCUGAAGAACUUUAAGACAUUGCAGUUGGAGGAAUCCUAUGAAGUGAAGGAUAUUUGUUUUGAUCAAAGUGGGACUUACUUGGCUGUGGCAGGAACGGAUGUCAGGGUAUAUCUCUGUAAGCAAUGGCAGGAAUUGAAGGUCCUGAACGAUCACACAGCGGCGGCCACCGGGGUUCGUUUCGGAAAGCAUGCACAAUACAUUGCGUCUACCAGCAUGGAUAGGACAUUAAAACUUUACGGAUUAUCAUGAAUAUAAAUUUAGGAAUAUAUAGAAAUAUAUAUCCAUUAUUUAAUCAGACUAGGUUACGUUAUAAAAGUCUAAUGGAUCCGGUCAAGUGUGAGUUAACUUUUUCAGUUUUUAAAUCUUUUAUGUAUUUCUAAAUAAAAAGUUUAUAGUAAUACAAGAAUGUGGCAGGCUCGUAAUAUUGUAAGAUCCAUUUUAAGCUUUGCUUUCGAGAUCGGCCUUAUGUGAAUUAGGAAUUUUGUUACGUUUUUUUUUCUUUCAAAUACAAAUCAUUUUGAGGAUUUCUCAGGUUAGCUAUAAAAUUUUAAACGUUGUAUCUCUCUCAUUGUGCAUUUUUACAAAAGUAUAUUUAUCUUUAUGUGCAAAUAAAUGUCAAGUGCGAUUGCGUACAAAA
Molecule: messenger RNA, 2033 nt
Organism: Temnothorax curvispinosus
Lineage: Eukaryota; Metazoa; Arthropoda; Insecta; Hymenoptera; Formicidae
Product: pre-mRNA-processing factor 19-like
Exons: 8
Coding region: 131-1645 (504 amino acids)
Biological process (GO): mRNA splicing, via spliceosome; DNA repair; protein ubiquitination
Cellular component (GO): cytoplasm; Prp19 complex; U2-type catalytic step 1 spliceosome
Molecular function (GO): protein binding; ubiquitin protein ligase activity
Source: RefSeq, a predicted model, not a curated record